ACAGCGGCUAUAACGACUAUAAUGGCUGAAACAACCGUAGCGAGUAUAAUAACCACAGCGGCUGAAACGACCACUGCGGCUGAAACGACCACAGCGGCUGAAACGACCACAGCGGCUGAAACGACCACAGCUGCUGAAACGACCACAGUGGCUGAAACGACCACAGUGGCAGAAACAACCACAGCGGCUAUUAUUACUACAGAUGCUGAUACGACCACAGUGGCUGAAACGACCACAGUGGCUGAAACGGCCACAGUGGCUGAAACGACCACAGCUGCUGAAACGACCACUGCGGCUGAAAUGACCACAGCGGCUGAAACGACCACAGUGGCUGAAACGACCACGGUGGCUGAAACGACCACAGUGGCUGAAACAACAACAGCGGCUGAAACGACCACAGUUGCUGAAACGACCACAGUGGCUAAAACGACCACAGUGGCUGAAACAACAACAGCGGCUGAAACGACCACAGUGGCUAAAACGACCACAGCAGCUGAAACGACCACAGUGGCUGAAACGACCACUGCGGCUGAAACGACCACAGGGGCUGAAACGACCACAGCGGCUGAAACGACCACAGCAGCUGAAACGACCACAGUGGCUGAAACGACCACAGCAGCUGAAACGAUCACAACGGCUGAAACAACCAUAGCAGUUAUUAUGACAACAGAGGAUGUAACGAUUAAACCGGCUAUUAUGACUACAGAGGCUGAAACGACCACAGUGGCUACUUUGACAACAGAUGCAACUACUUCCUCAGAGGCUUCAGCGACAACAGAGACCCAAACGACCGCAGAGUCCCUUACAACCACAGACGCACUUAAGACAGAAUCGAUUUCAAAAUAUGUAUACAUUGGCGUUGGAGUUGGGGUAGCAGUUACGUUGGGAACCAUUGCUAUAGUAGCCGCAGGAAUAUGUGUUUUCAGACGGUGUAAAACAACCCCUUCAUUUGUGGCAGAAAAUCAUGUAUACGAAGACACAACAUACUUGGACAACAGUAGGCAAUACACUACUUUAAAGGAUGUGAAUAGUUCACCAUAUGAACUCGCCACAAGCAUCGGGGGCCUUAACGAUAACGCCGCAGCGGUGGACGAAAACGUAUAUGCAGCAAUCAAUGAAAACGAUGUUUAAAAUAUGUGUGUAAAUUGUUUGACUAUGUGACAGACUCGACCUUGAUGUUCAAAAUAAAAAGGAAGACUCAUUAAAAUAGCAAUUAUCAACGCACACAACACAGUAGGUCCUGAGUCACAAACCACAGUUCCUCGACAUCAUAAAGACGAACCCUUUCCAAAUUUAAAAUGAAAUCCACUCAGCUGAAAUCAGAAGAGAAAAAUAUUUGUCCAACGUGUUCGUUUUCUUGCAGAAAUAUUUGAAACAAGAGGGUUAUAUGGCAUCGACCUAAAUCCGUCCUAAUAUGUUGCAGACAUU
Messenger RNA from Dreissena polymorpha, 1428 nucleotides. Its product is annotated as chondroitin proteoglycan 1-like. The record is from RefSeq and is a predicted model, not a curated record. Bases 22 to 1131 code for a protein of 369 amino acids. NCBI's taxonomy places the organism in Eukaryota, Metazoa, Mollusca, Bivalvia, Myida, Dreissenidae. The transcript has 3 exons.